AUGGGAUUUUUUAGUAGAUCUGAGCCAGCUGAAAAAAAAGCUCCGGUAAAUAAAGCAAAUUGGAUAAAAGUUGAUAAAAUGAUCACUCAACCUCCAAAAGAAUUAGCUGCUGCACCACCAACUUAUACUAAAGAACAAGAAGCCGUUUAUGAAAAAGUAAUAACUCACUUUAAUAAAGAAGGGUAUAAAUUGCCAGAAAAAGUACAAGAUUAUACUUCUAAAGCUUAUAAAACAGAUGAAUCUUCUGUCACUAUGACCCCACUUUCCACUUGGGAAAAGUUUUUUUUAACUAGAGAAUGUUUAUACAGAUUUUUAAGAGCUUCUAGAUUUGAUUAUGAAACCUGUAUUCAAAAACUGGAAGAAACAAUAGUUUGGAGAAGAGAAUUUGGGUUAACUUAUGAUCCAGAUCGUAGUGCAACCGAUUUGGACCCAAAUUCGUUUGAAAAGGAAAAUAGAACUGGUAAGCAAGUUAUUCUAGGGUAUGAUAAAGAUAAUCGUCCAUUAGUUUAUAUGAAGGAUGGUAAACAAAACACAGACCCAUCUAUUCAUCAAGUUCAUCAUUUAGUCUAUAUGUUAGAGUGUACUAUGGUUAUGACACCCAUUGGUAUGGAAAAAGUGGGUGUUAUGGUUGAUUUUAAACAUUAUCCUGAAAUACCAGGGGUUUUGAAAAAGAAGAAAAUGACGCCAAUUUCUACUGCAAGAGAUUGUUUGCAUAUUGCCCAAACUUAUUAUCCGGAAAGAUUAGGUAAGGCUGUUUUCAUUAAUAUUCCUUGGUUGGGAUGGACUUUUUUGAAAUUACUGCAUCCAUUUAUUGACCCUGAUACUAAAAGUAAAUUAGUUUAUGACGAGCCAUUUGAAAAAUAUAUUGAUGAUACUCAAUUAGAUAAGGACUAUGGUGGGGAUCUGGAUUUCACUUACGAUCAUUCAGUUUAUUGGCCAGAUAUGUUAGAGAAAAUUGGUAAUAGAAGAAAGAGACAAUAUGACAGGUUUAUGGAAUUGGGUGGUAAAAUAGGUACGAGUGAAUAUGAAUUAAAGAAAGUUAACAAGUUGGAAUGA
Saccharomycodes ludwigii is the source of this 1056-nucleotide messenger RNA. It is a transcript of the gene PDR17, whose product is annotated as phosphatidylinositol transporter. Lineage: Eukaryota; Fungi; Ascomycota; Saccharomycetes; Saccharomycodales; Saccharomycodaceae. Bases 1 to 1056 code for a protein of 351 amino acids. The transcript has a single exon. The record is from RefSeq and is a predicted model, not a curated record. Gene Ontology annotation, molecular function: phosphatidylinositol transfer activity.